UGCGGACCGCCAUAAUACCAAAGAAGAAGAAGUAGCUAGCUUGGCUAACCAUAUCAGCGGUGCUGUGUGACACAUUUUCGUGAAGCCUUUGAACAGCGUUGCCAUCCAGACCUUUUUGCCAAGACUGAGCUCUAGGACCAGACAUGGCACGUGGUCAUCAAAAAGUCCAGUCUCAGCAGAAGAAUGCCAAGAAACAAGCGGAGGCCAAGAAGGCCAAGGGACAUGAUCAGAAGACGGCCGCUAAGGCAGCUUUAGUGCACACCUGCGGUGUCUGCCUGUCACAGAUGCCGGACCCCAAAACCUUCAAGCAGCAUUUUGAGAGUAAACAUCCCAAAUCACCAAUGCCCCCAGAGCUGGUCGAUGUAGACUCUGGCAUCUGAUCCGGACUCCCACUGAAGACCCCAGCUAUGUUCCUUGUUUAAGGCAAACUGUCAAUGCAGAAAACAAACCCGUCUCUCUCUGAUGCACACCCUCAUACAGAAAACAAACCCCUCUCUCUGAUCCACACCCUCAAACAGAAAACAAACCCCUCUCUGAUCCACACCCCCAAACAGAAAACAAACCCCUCUCUCUGAUCCACACCCUCAAACAGAAAACAAACCCCUCUCUGAUCCACACCCCCAAACAGAAAACAAACCCCUCUCUGAUCCACACCCCCAAACAGAAAACAAACCCCUCUCUCUGAUCCACACCCUCAAACAGAAAACAAACCCCUCUCUGAUCCACACCCUCAAACAGAAAACAAACCCCUCUCUGAUCCACACCCCCAAACAGAAAACAAACCCCUCUCUGAUCCACACCCCCAAACAGAAAACAAACCCCUCUCUGAUCCACACCCUCAAACAGAAAACAAACCCCUCUCUCUGAUCCACACCCUCAAACAGAAAACAAACCCCUCUCUCUGAUCCACACCCUCAAACAGAAAACAAACCCCUCUCUCUGAUCCACACCCUCAAACAGAAAACAAACCCCUCUCUGAUCCACACCCCCAAACAGAAAACAAACCCCUCUCUGAUCCAUACCCUCAAACAGAAAACAAACCCCUCUCUCUGAUCCACACCCUCAUACAGAAAACAAACCCCCUCUCUCUCUGAUCCACACCCUCAUACAGAACCCCCCCCCCUCUCUCUGAUCCACACCCUCAAACAGAAAACAAAUCCCUCUCUCUGAUCCACACCCUCAUACAGAAAACAAACCCCUCUCUCUGAUCCACACCCUCAUACAGAAAACAAACCCCUCUCUCUCUCUGAUCCACACUCUCAUACAGAAAACAAACCCCUCUCUCUCUCUCUCUUUGAUCCACACCCUCAAACAGAAAACAACCCCCUCUCUCUUUGAUCCACACCCUCAAACAGAAAACAACCCCCUCUUGUUAAAUGCCUAAUGUCUCUUUGGUUGAUCUUUCAUCCUAGUUUCCAGUUUCUCCCUGUGGAUUACCUAGAAAUAGACACAAUCUCUUUCAUUGUUUCCUUUUAGUUUCUAAUUGAAUGUUGGGUAGAAUGGAGCAGAUGGCCAUUCCCAGCUGUGAGGUUGAUCCCUGAUCUGGUGUUGGGUCUGUAGCAUUCGUCUCUUCUAGCUCUAAUCAAUGCUUUGUUUUUGGCUGAUCAAACCCAUCAUUUUUGACAGCGAUGAUCCAAGCUGAAACAUGUUGUGACUUUGUUUUCUAAUUCACAUCAAACUCCUCAGCAUAAUUUGUACACUUGGAAAAUGCAUUCAUGCCCCAAUGAUGUAAUAUAACAUUCAAUAAAGUUGGCUUUGUUUAGUAUCUGCUUCAUCAGGUGGCGGAGCUCUGUAAUGGAAA
Molecule: messenger RNA, 1801 nt
Organism: Salvelinus namaycush (lake trout)
Lineage: Eukaryota; Metazoa; Chordata; Actinopteri; Salmoniformes; Salmonidae
Product: zinc finger protein 706-like
Exons: 3
Coding region: 144-380 (78 amino acids)
Source: RefSeq, a predicted model, not a curated record